This is a messenger RNA of Lontra canadensis (Northern American river otter), 966 nucleotides long. RefSeq names its product olfactory receptor-like protein OLF4. The record is from RefSeq and is a predicted model, not a curated record. Gene Ontology annotation, biological process: G protein-coupled receptor signaling pathway. Gene Ontology annotation, cellular component: membrane. NCBI's taxonomy places the organism in Eukaryota, Metazoa, Chordata, Mammalia, Carnivora, Mustelidae. Gene Ontology annotation, molecular function: G protein-coupled receptor activity; olfactory receptor activity.
AUGGAGCCAGUCAAUUAUACACAAAUUUCAGCAUUUCUUCUUCUGGGAUUUUCCAAUGAGCCAGAACUGCAGUGCCCCAUAUUUGGGCUUUUCCUCUCCAUGUACUUGACCACUGUGUUUGGAAACCUGCCCAUUAUCCUGGCUGUUGGUUCUGACUCUCACCUCCAUACACCCAUGUACUUCUUCCUGGUCAACUUGUCCUUUGUAGAUAUCUGUUUCACCUCCACCACCAUCCCCAAGAUGCUAUGGAACAUUCAGACUCAGAGCAAAGCAAUCACCUAUGCAGGCUGCAUUACUCAGAUGUACUUUUUCUCACUCUUUGUGGUGUUGGAUGUCCUCCUCUUGAGUAUGAUGGCCUAUGACCGCUUUGUGGCCAUUUGUCACGCCCUGCACUACAUGGUCAUCAUGAACCCCUUGCUCUGUGGACUGCUGUUAUUUCUGUCCUGGAUCAUCAGUGUCUUGCACUCCUUGUUACACACUUCCAUGGUGUUGCAGCUGUCCUUCUGUACAGAGGGGGAAAUCCCCCACUUUUUCUGUGAACUCAAUCAGAUGAUCCAACUUGCUUGUUCUGACACCUUUCUCAAUAACAUGGUGAUGUACAUUGCAGCUAUGUUGCUGGCUGGUGGUCCCUUUUUUGUCCUUUACUCUUACUCUAAGAUUGUUUCCUCCAUAUGUGCAAUAUCAUCAGCUCAUGGCAAGUAUAAAGCAUUUUCCACCUGUACAUCUCACAUCUCAGUUGUCUCCUUAUUUUAUGGUACAAGCCUAGGAGUGUACCUUAGCUCUGCUGCUACUCAGAGCUCCCAUGCAAGUACAGUAGCCUCAGUGAUGUAUACUGUGGUCACACCCAUGCUGAACCCCUUCAUCUACAGCCUGAGGAACAAAGACAUAAAGGAGGCUCUGAUGAGAUUCUCUGGGAUGGCAGCUCUAAAAGGGACAAUUGUCCUGGGGCUGAAGAAGUGCCCAUGA